UUGUUGCAACUGACACCAGAUAUGACCGGGUUGCUAGCUUAAAAUGUCUUAUCUAGAGUUAAAGGUAUGAUAUUUGUUAUAGGUUUAUCGUUGUAUUUUAUUCAAUUAUUUUAUCGUUUUCAGUGUGCAAGUUAAAAUUUGCGAAAAUAAAUGUAGGAUUUAAAUCACUUCGCCCAGCUGUUGGAAUCACCGCGUCUCUAAUCUACAACGGGCUACUGAAUAUACCCAAAAUUCAUCAUGGAGGUUGGCACAGUCAUACAAGAAGAUGUGAAGUUUCGUGGGGUUGAAUUUGCUAUUAAAGUGGAGCUGCAGGAUCGCUUACUAACAGUCGAGAUUUCUGAUCUCAUGACAGCUGACCAGUGGAGUGGAGAAUUCGAUCCAGCAUACAUUGAAGAUCUCACUCGCAAAACUGGAAACUUUAAACAGUUCCCGAUAUUCUGUAGCAUGCUCGAGUCUGCAGUCAGUAAGCAGACUUUAUUUUCUGAUAUGGUUUUAAAUACCCAGUCUAGUGAGUCAGUAACGCUUGAUCUGCUGACUUACUCGGACCUGGAGCUUCUGCGAAACAGGAAGGCAGGUGUGGUGGGAAGACCUCGGGCCCAGCAGCAGUCCCCCGCUCUCAGCACAAAACGUUAUCUCAUCCUCAUCUACACUGUGGAGUUUGAUAGGAUCCACUACCCUUUGCCACUGGCGUAUGUUGGCAAGCCCAAUCCUGCAGCGCUCCAGAGGGAGAUCAGGGCUCUAAGGGCUGAACUAAAUACUUUAAGGAUGAGUGGAGACCAUACGGUGUCGAACCAAGAGAUGCGCCGUCUGCGUGCAGAGUUAGCUGUGGUAAGGGAGGAGAAGGAUAUGCUGGCCAACGCUCUGGAGCGUCUGCGAGCAGCUGGGGCCGGCCCCACGUCAGGAAAUCGGGGGCUCAGAGAAGUGGUGCAGAGUCUAGAGGAGGAGCUUUUAAGAGAGAGAGCAAAAAGCCAACGUUCAGCAAGCAAGAGGGGUCAAGAACAGCGUCAUUUAAUGGAGCAGUUGGAGGAGCUGAGGUCCUCAGAGCGAGCCCUACGAAUACGUGUCAAGAGUCUGACCACUGAGUUAGCAGCAUUGCGCCGGGGAAGAAUCACACCGGUUCUGUCCCGCCGUGGGGGGUCAAGGGGGGAGGCGGAUUUUCCACGGUCGACCUCAAGGGAGCGCGGUUUACCACAAGCUGGGGUGAGGGCUCGCUCAGGGUCUAGAGAAAGAGCAGAGGAUCCAAUCAGGAGGUCAGAAGGGAGAGAGAGAAGGUCAGGUUCUUCAGGAGCACGCAAGCACUUCUCCAGAUCUUCACCUUCUCCAACAGGGUCUCAAGUACCACGGUUUGACCCAACAGCUUAUGUUCAGGAGCGACAACGACGGCAGAAAGAGACAGAACUCAAAAACCAAAGGAAGGUCAGAAGGGACAUGAUGGCAUCACCAUCUCUGAAUGAACGGGGUCGUUCACGGUCCAGAGAGCAUGUUCCUUACUUCAGACGGGGGAGUUCUGGGCGGGGCAGGAGCACAUCUGUAGAAAGCAGGAGGAGUCGUCACUCUUCUGAAAGCUCACUGGCUGAGUUUGAGGAUCUUGCUAAGCCUUUGAAUGGCAGAGGAAGAAAACUAGCGUCUAAUGGUCCUGCCAUGAUAAGGGGAAGACACUUAAACAAAAAGCCCUUGUGUAGCACUCCAACACAAAGAGUGAGAGAGAGCUCUGCGGAUACAGGAGCAGACCUGUCUGAGAUCGACGCUCGACUCCAGGCCCUGCAGGAGUACAUGAGAGACCUGGACACAGGACGCUAGUGAUAUUGGAUUUUAUGCAUUAGGGUUUUAUUGAACAAUCUGAUGGUUACUUUCAUUAGGAUGGACAAUCAUUUUUUUUAACUCACUAUUGAACUGGUGAUGCUAAUCUUUACCAGUCCUACAAGAUAAUAUGCAAUAAUCGAUAAAUGAUCUCUGCAAACGUUUUUUAUUUCAUAGGGUCGAUGUGACUGGUUGUACAUGCUGUGUGUGUAAAUUAGGAUAUUUGUAUGUAGUGUACCUCUUUUAACCAAUUGAUACAUAUUUUACAUAUUUCUUUACAACAAUUGUAAUUUGUUUAGUUUUUUUCUACGUCUUUAACACAUUUUCUAAAAUUAGGUCAUCUUAUGAUGGAGGAGAUCCCCUAAUUUACAUUUAAAACAUUUUCAUGUUAGGUGCCAGUCAUUAGCACAGGUGGGCAAAGUUGUCAGGAAUGGUUACACCUUGUUCUCCCAUUUUACUCAGGUAUGGUUGCUCAGCUAAAUCUUGCUUGGUGUGUAGCAUUUACUUUAGUGUCGUUACCACAAGGCAGAUAUUAGAAGCAAGUAAAUGAGGCUUAAAACAUUUCAGCUAUUGUCUCUUCAGAAAACAUAGUUUGGAUUAUUUGCAGUAUUUGUACAUAAGAUUACAUAAAAUGACACAGAACAUUAUGUUGGGUUAAUCUACAUAUCCAACUUAAGUUAUGUUGUGACUUUAAGCACAUACAGUUUAACUUCACAUUUCCUUCAUGAGUCUGACACACUUAUGUAGAUUGCAUUAUGACUAACAUAUAUUUUCAUCUUUUUUGCAUUGUUUUAUGUGUUUGAAUGUCAGUUUUAUCCACUAGUGUCAGAAAAAAGCGCCAAACUACACUAAACAAUGGCAAAAGAGUCUGAGGAUUAAGACAAUUUCAACACAGAAUGCUAAAUAAGUAGCUAUGUACUUUCAUUAUUUAUUGACAAUACGAAACCUUGAAGCUUAACUGCUAUAAGCAAAACCUCUACAAAAGUAACCUUACAAAUGACUGAACUGCCGUAAUGAAGAAACUCUAUGUGCUGAUCUGUAUAAAAUCUUGGCCACUUAAUGUAAUAUGUCAUAAAUAAUUUAUUUCACCAAAA
Molecule: messenger RNA, 2894 nt
Organism: Clarias gariepinus (North African catfish)
Lineage: Eukaryota; Metazoa; Chordata; Actinopteri; Siluriformes; Clariidae
Gene: ccdc61
Product: coiled-coil domain containing 61
Exons: 13
Coding region: 238-1800 (520 amino acids)
Cellular component (GO): centrosome
Source: RefSeq, a predicted model, not a curated record